AUGGCGGUGGUUGUAGGCGUAGUAGGAUUGGUGGCGAUAGACACAGAGGGAGGUGCAGCGGAAGGAGAAGGGGAAGGAAAAGGAAAAGUGGUAGAGCCUCUCAUCACCAGAAUUGCCUUCGGAUCCUGCGCUAACCAAAGCUCUCCUCAGCCCAUUUGGAAUGCCAUAAUUGACUUUGAUCCCCAAGUUUUUAUUUGGCUGGGAGACAACGUUUAUGGAGACAUUAGACGUCCUUUUAAGUUAUUUGGAAAGGAAAGGACUAUUGGGCCUUGGAAGAAUGCUCCUAGGUUUAUCCCUUCCUCUCCCCAGGAAUUGGAGUCCAGAUACCAGAAAGCCAAAAUUAAUCCUGGUUAUGCUCGUCUUAGACACACUGCACAGGUUAUUGGUACCUGGGAUGACCAUGAUUAUGGAUUAAACGAUGCUGGAAAAGAGUUUGGUGGCAAAAUCACUAACCAAAAGCUUCUCCUCGAUUUCUUAGACGAACCUCAACACAGUCCUCGGCGCAAACAGGAGGGUGUAUAUGCGUCAUAUAUGUUUGGCCCCAUGGGCAGACAAAUCAAGGUUAUCCUUUUAGACACGAGGUACCACAGAGACCCUUUGCGCAGUGAUGGAAGUGUCCUUGGAAGUUCUCAAUGGACAUGGUUAGAAAAGGAGUUGAAUGGACCAAAAUCAGCCAUUACCAUCAUUGGAUCUUCUGUUCAGGUUAUAUCAAAUCAUACAGCAGCCACUCGGCCAUUGUUUUCUUUGGAGUCUUGGGGACGCUUCCCAACGGAGAGGAAUCGUCUUUUCAAAUUGAUGGCAGAUUCUAAGAGAGAAGGUGUAUUCUUCAUUAGUGGAGAUGUUCAUUUUGGAGAAAUUUCAAGAUAUGACUGUGCUACUGGAUAUCCACUAUAUGAUGUAACUUCAAGUGGGCUUACACAAGCUGUUGAGAAGGCGGUCCCACCUGUAUUUAGUUUCAUGGUGAGAUUGGUUGCAUGGCUCACACCAACGACAAUGAGAGUGACCAACCAAAAUUGCAGAUUCAGAUCAUGCACAUAUGGUCAGCCAAAUUUUGGAGCAAUUGAAAUUGACUGGAGUGCAACUCCAGUAACCUUGAAACUUGAGGUCAGGGACAUGGACGGGUACCCUGUCGCUGGUGUAAAAUUUCCAUUAGUGGAAUUGCAAUUGCACGGCUCUAUGCCAUCGGUUAAAGCAGGAGAAUAUAGAAGGCAUUGCUCCCUUGAAGUUGAUCUGCCAUGGAAUAUCAAAUAUCGCCUGGCCAUUUUAUUAUACUGUUCUGUAUCUGUAUUGCUUCUUACUGUGAUGGGGCUGGGCUAUUCAGCCACAUUUGUCUGCAGACUGUUACUCCACAAAUGCAAACUAGAUUGA
Molecule: messenger RNA, 1368 nt
Organism: Dovyalis caffra
Lineage: Eukaryota; Viridiplantae; Streptophyta; Magnoliopsida; Malpighiales; Salicaceae
Source: the annotation of a GenBank genome assembly